UUUAAUUAUUUGAAGCGUUUGCUUACAUUGUUUAUUUAUCUCAAUGGCGGUCGCGGUGCCUUUAUCAUUCGCCGCAAAAUGUGAUCAGACGAUCAGUCGUACAGGUUUUGGUUUAUACAACUAUUUCGCCUUGGGGAUGUCCUGUGCGUGUGCCUUCUCCCAAUCAACCGCCCUUUCCAGUUUACCGUUCGCAAUACCGUUAACCAUAUGCGACGACUACGCCCUAGCACCACCGUACACGGUGCAAGGUGUCGACUUUUCCCUAUAUUUGGGUAUGGCUUUUGGCGGGUCCGUUCUUUCUAGCAUUUCGGACAUAGUUGGAAGGAAAAGUUUGAUACCUAUAACGUUAAUAAUAAUUUUUGGAAGCACAUUGGCUUGUGGUUUCGCACAUCAUUUUCAAACAAUUUUCGUUUGUGUUUUCAUCUUGGGCUGCGGUUUACAGGCAAAUGCUAAUACGGUAAAAAUUCACUUGGCAGAGAUUUUACCAAACAAACGACGGGGAACGUUGCUGACCUUUCAGGAUCUCUUUUGGAGCGUUGGGUAUGUUGCCGGCACGUUGGUAGCGUGGCUCUUAACACCUGCAAUCGUGGAUCACCAGAAGGACGCAAUACGUUGGGCCACGUGGAGGAUGAUCUUUGGUUUGUCUGGGAUGUGUAGUAUUAUUGUGUCAUGUGCGUCCGCACUUCUUUUUCCCAGCCCUCGGUACUCAAUUCUUGGCAGGCAGUUCUCAGAAGCUGCAGAUACGCUUACGCGCAUUUACGCCAUCAACAACUCCAAACACUGGGAGACGUUUUCCAUAGGGUUAGACGAUCUUCGUGGUUGUAUCGACGAAUUCGACUUACACAAACACCCUGAACCAAUAUCCUAUUCCAAUCGCAUUGCAGUUUCUCUAAGAAAAAUUGCAAUUAUCAUUUCCGAACUCUUUCACCAGAGAUUCCUGAAAGUAACACUCCUUUUAAUCGCGUCUAAAUUUGUAGUAAUAUUUGACUUGUUAACCGUCAACGUGUGGCUUACUCAGACUGUCACAAAUAACAGCACAGACUGUACGUUCGUAAUGACAUCAUUACAUGGUGACAAUUAUGGCUGCAAAGAUGCACCAGACUCUCACUAUGGAAAUCUUUUCGCUUUAUCUGUAAACGUUUUCAUUGGGCAAUUGAUUUUAAUGGCACUGGUUGAACGUGUGGGAAGGCGGGUUGUAUUGGUUUGUGGUUGUGCGACAUGUGGAAUAUUAAGUUACAUUCCCACAUUUAUUCAUAACACGUAUACAGCAAGAUUUGUAACUUCUUCCAGCUUUCUGGUUGGUUAUAGCAUUACAGACUCCGCUCUAAAUAUAAUUAUAAUCGAAUCAUACCCGACUGCAUUUAGAGGAACGGCAUAUGGUUGUGUACAAUUUUUUGCGAGAUUUGUAGGUGGAAUUCUCAAAAUGUUUUUAAUCCUCCCCUGUGAAUAUUCUUUUAUUCUUAUGGGAUCUCUCAUGUUGGCUGGUGCCGUUAUUUGCUACUUUCUUCCGGAGUAUAGGGGAAAGCCAAUGGAGGAAUGACCCGAUCUGAGGCUGAGAAUAAAUUCUAAUGCCC
Photinus pyralis (common eastern firefly) is the source of this 1574-nucleotide messenger RNA. RefSeq names its product organic cation/carnitine transporter 7-like. Gene Ontology annotation, molecular function: transmembrane transporter activity. Gene Ontology annotation, cellular component: membrane. The record is from RefSeq and is a predicted model, not a curated record. The coding region runs from base 44 to 1540 and encodes 498 amino acids. The transcript has 10 exons. NCBI's taxonomy places the organism in Eukaryota, Metazoa, Arthropoda, Insecta, Coleoptera, Lampyridae. Gene Ontology annotation, biological process: transmembrane transport.